This is a messenger RNA of Blepharisma stoltei, 804 nucleotides long. The record is from the annotation of a GenBank genome assembly. NCBI's taxonomy places the organism in Eukaryota, Ciliophora, Heterotrichea, Heterotrichida, Blepharismidae.
AUGCUGAAACUCUUUCUAUUUACAGUGAUAAGCACCUUUUCAUUGGCAUGGGACUAUAAGAACGGAGGGAGCGAUUGAACUGAUACAUGCUUAUAUGGAACUAGCCAAUCUCCUAUAGAUCUUAAAGCCCAAUCGACAACUGCAAUUAAUAUAACCUCAAGUUCCAUCAGUCAAUUGAAACUGGUAUAUAAAUCACACCCUGAAAGCGGGACUUUUAAAGAUCAAACAUAUACUAUUGAUGGAAAUUUUUUGAAUUUAACCGAAAUACUCGAAAGUGUAACAAUCUUCAUGAGAUCACAAUCAUUUUCCUUCCAUGCUCCAUCAGAGCACACAUUAAAUGGUUACCAAUUCGAUCUUGAGCUGCAGAUUUUAUCAACCAAUACUCCUGGAUACAUUUAUAAUCAGCAGACUGCUGUUUUUUUCAGGCUUGGAGAAGAUGAUAAUUCUUUUAUUGAUAAAGUUAUAAGAGCUUAUGGCAAGACUACAGAGAUUGAUUUAUCCGAUUUAUUUGGAGGAAGAAGCUCAUUAAAUCAUUUUUACAGCUAUAAAGGAUCAGUUACAUCUCCUCCAUGCACUGAAGAUGUGACAUGGUACAUAUGGGCUGAAAUUCAAGAAAUCAGCUUGAGCCAACUUUCAUUCUUUACAGACCAAUGGGCUGGAAAUCAAAAUUUUGCUGGAGGCAGAGGGAAUAAUCGAAAAAUCCAAAACUUGAAUAAAAGAACGAUAACUCUUUAUGAAGGUGCAGAUGACUCUGGUAAAAAUUUGUUCUAUUUUUCAGUUCUUUUCUUUGCGCUACUUUAUUAA